CAUUUCAAGUCUCAGACCCAGGUCUGGAAUCUCCUGGGUGGGGCGGUCUUGGCGGGGCGGAUCCAGUGAACCUCGGUAGCUUUCGGUUUCUUUUCCUGGAAACGGCUUUGCUUCUCGCCAUUGAGAAGCCUGGCACAGUUCGCUGCCUGAGAUUAUCUGAGGCACUGGCUGCGGCCCGCCCCUUUCUUUACUCCUAGCCCUGUUGAGGAGCCUGCUUGGGACACAGACACCAACACACCCUCUGGACCCAGACUUUUAGCCAAAGGGCGGAGAGACGCAGAGGAGCCCGUCUCAGGACCCCGGACAGCGCCCCGCGCAUGGCUGGCUCCGGGUCUCCCGGGUCGCUCCUAUGCCCCCGAACCUCUUCUGGGCGGCUGCAGAUGCUGCUCUUGCUGCUCAUGGACUGGGCGCUGCUCCGUCCGGCGCUGCCUCAGCUCCUGUUCUUGCUCCUGCCCACUGGGCCUCCGCUUCUCCGGCUCUGGGCUACUGGCCUGGGCCGCUGGGGGAUUUUGUGGUUGGGGUUGCAUUGGACCACUAACCAGGAAGGGGUCCACGCUAAAAGCUGGAGGACUGCCCUGGGGCCCCUGACGGCGGUGCUGGGACUGGCGCUGCCCGGGCUCGCCUCAUUCAGGGCUCUGGGACGGAGGGAGGCGGGUGGAGGCGGGGCCGGGCCGCUGCACUGGGGGAGCCGGCUCGACGCUUUCGCUCUCAGCUAUGCCGUGGCACUGCUGGCGCUUUUCCUGUGGCAGAAACUUGGAGAUCUUUGGGUGCCGGGGAGUCCCACGGGCUCGGCGUCCAUCAUACACCGGCUGCUGGGCUUCCUGGGCCCAGAACUGCGUCGCUUCCCGCUAGUCAUGUUCUUCCUCCUGUUGUCCUGUCUAGGAGAGAUGGCUAUCCCUUUCUUUACUGGUCGCUUCACAGACUGGAUCCUGGAGGAUGAAGCAGCUGCCAUCUUCAACCGCAACAUCGCUUUCAUGUCCAUACUCACGCUAGUCAGUGCUUUGUUAGAGUUCUUGGGUGAUGGAAUUUAUAAUUACACAAUGGGCCGAGCUCACAGCAACCUUCAGGGACAAGUGUUCCGGGCUGUGCUGUCCCAGGAUACUGACUUUUUUCAACAGAACCAAACAGGUGCUAUCACCUCUCGGGUGUCACAGGACACAGCCAAACUGAGUGAGUCCCUGAGUGAGGAGCUAAGCCUGCUCUUGUGGUACUUUUUUCGAGGACUGUGUCUGCUGGGACUUAUGCUCUGGGGGUCCCAGACCCUCACCCUUGUCACACUGAUUGCUUUGCCUGUGCUCUUCUUCAUACCCAAGGAGCUGGGCAGGUGGUACCAGUCCCUGGCAGUCGAAGUGCAGACAUCCCUGGCAGAGUCAAGCCAGGUGGCUGUGGAGGCACUGUCUGCUAUGCCCACAGUCAGAAGCUUUGCCAAUGAGGAAGGAGAGGCACGGAGGUUUGCCCAUCAGCUCCAGAAGACACAGAAACUUAACCAGAAGGAGGCAUUGGCCUACACUGUGAACAUGUGGGCCACCAAUUUCUUAGGACUCCUGCUGAAGGUGGGCAUUCUGUACAUAGGGGGAAAGAUGGUGACUCACGGGGAUGUGAGUAGAGGAGACCUUGUCAACUUUGUCCUUUACCAGAUCCAGUUUACCACUGCUGUUGAGGUACUGCUCUCCACCUUUCCAAGUGUACAGAAGGCUGUGGGAGCCUCAGAGAAGAUCUUUGAGUACUUAGACCGGAUACCCCAAUGCCCUUCCAGUGGUCCCCUGGCACCUCCUACCCUGCAAGGCCUCGUAGAGUUCCAAGAUGUCUUCUUUGCUUACCCCAGCCGGCCAGAUGUCUUGGUCCUACAGGGAGUGACAUUCACUCUGUGCCCUGGGAAGGUGACAGCCCUAGUGGGGCCCAAUGGGGCUGGGAAGAGCUCAGUGGCUGCACUGCUGCAGAAUCUCUAUCAGCCUACAAAGGGCCAGCUGCUGCUGGAUGGAAAGCCACUGCCCCAAUACCAGCACCGAUACCUGCACUCACAGGUAGCUGCAGUGUCACAAGAACCACAGCUGUUUGGACGGAAUCUAUAUGAAAACAUAGCCUAUGGGCUGGGCUGGAAGCCAGAGCUAGAGGAGAUCAUGGAGGCUGCCAGGCAGGCUGGAGCUCACAGUUUCAUCUCUCAGUUGCCCCAGGGCUACUACACAGAGAUAGGAGAGUCUGGGAGCCAGCUGUCAGGUGGUCAGCAGCAGGCAGUGGCUCUGGCUCGGGCUCUGAUCCGGAAUCCCCGGGUCCUCAUCUUAGAUGAUGCCACCAGUGCCCUGGAUACAGACAACCAGUUGAGGGUGGAGCAGCUUGUGUAUGAGGCCCCCAGAAGGGCCUCUCAGGCAGUGCUACUCAUCACCCAACGUCUCAGCUCUGUGGAAAGGGCUGACCACAUACUCUUCCUGGAGGAGGGGGUCAUUCAGGAGAGUGGGACCCAUAGGCAGCUCAUGGAGCAAGGGGGCCGAUACUGGACCAUGGUGGAGGCCAUAGGUGGGAACUCAGCUCCUCAAGAAUGAGGGACAUACUUGAAUCCCCCUUAUGGGGAAGCCAUAGCUCUUCUCUCAUUUCCUGAAAAUGGAAGGACAGAGGAAGAAUUUCAGCCUCUUUUUGCCACGUGAUAUAAUUUAGCAGUUCCAGAAAGGUUUUCCAUGACACAAUUAUACUCCUACUAAUUAUAUUCCCAUCAUCUACAUUAAUUCCUUUGGUUUAAGGUUUUCUACUACAAACUCCUCUUUGCUAGUGGAGGGGAAGGCAAAGAAGCCCUUAAUGGGAACAACUUAGUGGGAAUUCAUUCAUUCUUUCAACAAGCACUUAUUAAGCACCAACUUUGUGCCAGCACUGUUCUAGGCACUGGAGAUAUGAAGACAGACAAAACAGCCCCUGUCCCCAAGGUGAUUAUGUUUUACUACCACCUAGUUCUAGAUCUUGUAAAGUAUAGAUAACAAUGUAGUUAUCAGUCAUAUUUUAUAGAGCCAGAGUUCAAGACCUUUGAGUUGAAAGGGCACAGAAAGUGAGGAAGAAAGUUGCCAGAGAGGUUGACUGGGGCGUCUCCAUAUAUAAUGUGGUGAUAUGGGUAUUGGAGGAUCAAUUCUCUAUUCUACUGAUAGAAAUAUUGUGGAAAUGCUUGGUAUUGAGAAUAAACUUGGUAUUUUCUUAAA
Molecule: messenger RNA, 3182 nt
Organism: Vombatus ursinus (common wombat)
Lineage: Eukaryota; Metazoa; Chordata; Mammalia; Diprotodontia; Vombatidae
Product: antigen peptide transporter 1-like
Exons: 11
Coding region: 318-2540 (740 amino acids)
Biological process (GO): transmembrane transport; peptide transport
Cellular component (GO): membrane
Molecular function (GO): ABC-type oligopeptide transporter activity; ATP hydrolysis activity; ATP binding
Source: RefSeq, a predicted model, not a curated record